GCUAAUAAUUAUGAUAAUUAUUUAAUAAAUAAUUAGAAUUCUUAAAUUCAGGACUUCGUUAGGUGCGGCCCAGCCUCAAGUUUGUUGAUUUCAAAUGUCUGCUUUAUGUUAAAUCAGUAACGCAAUCUAUCCAUUUUUGACUGGGUUAGAAUUCUCAUAUUUUUUUUUUACCAAUAUCAUUUUACAGAGUGCUCGGUUACCAUUCGCUCCUAAUAAUUUUAGUUCCUUCUAUCGCAGCGCCAACUUUUCACUAUUUCCCCAUAUCUAGUUUUUCGGCAAAACUGUACCAACCCCAAAUCUUACUGAGUCCUUAGUAAAAUUUGCUCAGGACUUAAUUCGACUGAACACGUUUUUUUUAGUAUAGUUGUCAUUGUCACUUAGUAUAGAUGUUGUCUGCGGGCUUGAGUAACGGAAUUUUGAGUAAAAUUGAGUAAAUCGGACCUUAUUAUCUAGCGCCCUAGUUGCACUGAUAAAAAAUAUUCCGAUUAUUCAAAAAAGACAAAAAAAAAUUUAAUAACAAGGUCUUAUUGUACUUUAUUUACAAUGUUAUUAUAUCAAGAUCUGUGAACAUAACCCAUUUUUGUGAUUUACAAAGAAGGUUCCCAUAUGUAUUGCACGAUAAAAUAUAAGUAGACUAAUUUAGUAGUAUUAAUUAGAUGGUUUAAGAGUUUAGAAUUUAUCAAAAUAUGGCUUUAACAUCAGAAAAAAGCCAAAAUACUUGGUCAGUAAAACGUGUCAAUAAUUUACUUGAAUCUAGACCAGAAAAUGAUAAGGAAACCCUUGAAGCUUUAAAAGAAUUAUCAACUUUUUUUACCGAUAACACAUUAAAUACUAGACGAAAUUUACGUAGUAACAUUGAAAAAAAAAGUCUUAUUAUAAAUGAUGAAUUUGUAUCAGCAUUCAGAGAAGUUAAAUCAACUUUGGAUGCUAUUCACUGCGACGUUUCAUCAAUGAAUAAUUCAAUUCAAUCAAUGACCAACCGUUUGCACAGCACCAAAGCUCAAACAAUAACUCUUAUAGAUAAAACAACAAAACUUCAAAAUGAAAGUAAAAAACUAUCGAUGCAACACGAUGUGGCGAAAUCAUUUAUAAAAACAUUCCAACUAACAAAGUACGAAAUUGGAAUUUUACAUGGGCAAACUCGAGAAGAACCGAUAACAGAAGAAUUUUUCACAAUUGUCAGUCGACUCCAGACAAUUCAUAGCAGCUGUAGAAUUCUUAUGCAAUCUGGUUAUCAAACCCUUGGGUUGGAUGUAAUGCAACGAAUGACUUUGCUGCAGGAAGCAGCCCUCGAAAGACUUUAUAGAUGGACACAAAAUCAAUGUCGACAUAUAGAAAAUGAAUAUAUUGCUCCAUUGUUGAUAAAAGCUAUGAGUAAGUUACAAGAAAGGCCAAUUCUUUUCAAGUAUAUAAUCGAUGAGUAUUGCACUGCACGAAGAUCGAUUAUUGUUGGUUCAUUUAUUGAUGCUUUAACACUUGGUAGUACGACCGGAGGAACUCCUAAUCCUAUUGAAUUACGAGCUGAUGAUCCGACUCGUUAUGUUGGAGAUAUGUUAGCUUGGUUGCAUCAAGCAAUACCCAUGGAAAAAGAGAAUCUUAUGACUUUAUUAAAAGCCUGCGAUAAAACUGAUAUUUCAGAUCAAGUGAAACUUGCUUUGGGAAAUAUUACAGAAGGUCUUUGUCAUCCGUUAAAAUCACGAAUAGAGCAUAUUCUUGCAGCCGAUGCUUCUGCCAGUGUUUUUUAUUCUGUUAUGGCUCUUAUAAGAUAUUAUAUUAAAAUUUUUAAUGAUGUUAUCCCAGAGAGUAUUCUAAUAAAAGAUUUACACCAACUAUUGGAGUUGAAUGAAAAAAAUUUCAUAACAAAAUUACAAAGAGAAACACAAAUAGCUUUAGGAGAACGACCGGAACCUCCGGGACAAGAUUUAGUACCUGCUGCUUCUGUAUUAAAACUCUUAGCAUUACUUAAUGACAUUUUGUCUGUUGCUCUUAUUGUCACUGGUGAUGAUAGAGAAAAAGACGUAAUUCAGAUUGUCUCGUAUAUUAUUGAUCCAUUACUUCAAGAAAUUGAUGAGACUGCGGCUAGAUUACCAGUAGUUGACAUGGCAGUCUACUUACUAAAUUGUCUGCAUCAAAUCCAUUCUACUUUGUCUCUUUAUGAAUACAUGGAUCAACGAUUAGAAAGAUUACAGGCCCAAUCUGAUGCCCAAAUAGAUACUUUAACAUCUGAAGUCGCAAGCUCUCUAGUAGCAAAUUUGAAUUUAGGCCCCAUUUAUACAAUACUACAGGGUAAAGAGCAUGGUCCUUUGUCUGCUAUACCUGGAAUGGAUCCUCUUAGUGUCAAAGAAUUCAGUAAUAAAUUAGAAUCAUUCUUGUCUAUGUCCGAUUCUUUUCUGUUACCUCAAAUAAAUUUACUUAAAAACUGUAACACUAGAUCUAUUGUGUUAAAACGUUCUUUUCAAGUUAUAGGAGCUAUUUAUAAACAACUUUAUGAAGCUUGUCAUGAUCCUAAAAAUCAAUAUGAAAAUCCUGAUAAAUUAUUUGUUAAAACACCUGAUGAGCUUAUGGAAAAACUCUUAUCUCAUUAAUUUUAUUCAAUCAAUUUAUACAAAAACAGGUUCUCUGUAAAAAAAAAAAAAAAAAAAAACGCCAAGUACACAUUUAAAAAUUAUUUUCAUGUCAAAAGUAUAACUAUUGUUUUUUUUACAAAUAACAUUAAAAUAAAUACAAAAUACAAAGUAAAUAGUAGCGCAGAAUUUUUAAUAUAUGUUCCUGUAAACGCAUUUGAUGUACAUUAGGGUGGGCCAAAAAAAGUGACUAUUUUUUUUUUCUUUAGUUACAGUGAAAAUAUUGUUUGAGAUGAUGAAAAAAAAAUUCUAUUAAAAUUUGAGCUCUUAAUAUUAAUAUUAAGAGGUGCCUAUUUGCAAUUCUCCAUUUCCCAUUUAAAUAACAUGGGAAAAAAAAUUUUUUAUUUUUUUAUUUUUCUAGCUCGGCAUUCGCACGUCAUAUAAAUGAGUCCAUAGCAUAUUCUUGUAGAGAAUUUAACGCUCUACAAAAAAGGUCUCUUAUCAUUUUUUGUUAUUUUCAUUUUAAUGCCAAGCUCGUAAAAAUAAUAGUCUUCUACUCUAUUCUGAGAACUUAAGAUUAAAAUGAAAAUAACUAGAAAACAAUGCGGUAUUUCAAAGAACUUCAUUGAAAAUAAUAUGUAGGGAAUAAAAUUGUCUAUAAAAAAGAUCCAAUGACAUUUUUUGAUAAGUCUGAUAGUUUUGCUGGAAAAGUAAAAAGAUCUGGAAAUUUAUUAUAUAUUUGACUUCCAGCUCCGAUAACUUUCGAAUGGAUGGAUUUAUCAAAAAAUGAUAAGAGACCUUUUUUGUAGAGCGUUAAAUUCUCUACAAGAAUAUGCUAUGGACUCAUUUAUAUGACGUGCGAAUGCCGAGCUAGAAAAAUAAAAAAAUAAAAAAUUUUUUUUCCCAUGUUAUUUAAAUGGGAAAUGGAGAAUUGCAAAUAGGCACCUCUUAAUAUUAAUAUUAAGAGCUCAAAUUUUAAUAGAAUUUUUUUUUCAUCAUCUCAAACAAUAUUUUCACUGUAACUAAAGAAAAAAAAAAUAGUCACUUUUUUUGGCCCACCCUAAUGUACAUCAUUAUCUGCAUCUAUAGAUAUUCAAAUAAAAAUUUUAUAUCACUUAAGAAAUAUGACGCACGAAAAAAUAUCUAUUUAAUUUUUUGCACUCCUAUCUACGUAGUAUUUUAUAUUGACUUAAAGAUUAAAAAAAAAAAAUAUAUAUGAAAGUUUUAUUGAUAUGUUUGUUAUAUUUUCUCAUUUUAACAAUAAACCACUAUUAUAAUUCAAUA
Microplitis mediator is the source of this 3848-nucleotide messenger RNA. It is a transcript of the gene Cog6, whose product is annotated as conserved oligomeric Golgi complex subunit 6. Gene Ontology annotation, biological process: intra-Golgi vesicle-mediated transport. The transcript has 5 exons. The coding region runs from base 687 to 2585 and encodes 632 amino acids. The record is from RefSeq and is a predicted model, not a curated record. NCBI's taxonomy places the organism in Eukaryota, Metazoa, Arthropoda, Insecta, Hymenoptera, Braconidae. Gene Ontology annotation, cellular component: COG complex.